GAUGCAAAGGAUUGCAUAAAUUGCCUGAGCAGCGACGGAUACACACCUCUCUUUCUGGCUGUGAUGAGCAUGAAACCGUCGUGCAUCGCAGCUCUGUACAAAAAUGGCGCUGUUCUCAACGCCAUGUGCCAUGGGCGAUCAGCAAUCCACGAAGCGAUGUUAUUGAACGGAUCGAAAGUGAAGGAGUAUGCUAUGGCUUUUAAAUUUCACGUCGUUGUAUUUACAUAUUAUAAUUCUUGGAAAGAUGAUGGGAGGACGCGUUCUUUUCGAUUUAGGCAGACUUUUACUCUGUUUUUAUUCAACAUCGAUUUCUUAUUUCCCCCACCUCUACAAGGGCUAAAUAUUGUUGUGCAAUUACGUAUUAUACACCGAAGUCUUUUGUCAUUGAGAAACUAG
Molecule: messenger RNA, 396 nt
Organism: Soboliphyme baturini
Lineage: Eukaryota; Metazoa; Nematoda; Enoplea; Dioctophymatida; Soboliphymatidae
Source: the annotation of a GenBank genome assembly